Messenger RNA from Heterotrigona itama, 5143 nucleotides. NCBI's taxonomy places the organism in Eukaryota, Metazoa, Arthropoda, Insecta, Hymenoptera, Apidae. The record is from the annotation of a GenBank genome assembly.
AUUAAAAAUGUUCAAAAAAUUGGUGAAUCAUAAUAUAAUCAACUACGAUGGGCAAUACGUUUGUCAUUUAUGCAUGUGUGUAAAAGCUAGCCUUGAAGAUAUUUUGUAUCAUAUUAAUGGAGAGGAACAUAUGAUAGCAAGGUGCAGUCGGAUAUUGAAAAUGUUCAAGCAGUAUAACAUUACAAAAACAUAUCAAGAGAUUGUAAAUAAGAGUACAACUGCAUACAUAAUUGCAGUGUAUGGUUUCAUAUGCAUACCUUGCCGAAGAAGUUUUAAAGGUUUACUUAAUAUUUUGCAACAUAUUGAAAGUGAAAGACAUACCCAAAAGUUACAGAACAAUAUUAUAAAUUUUGAUCAAAUAAAAAAUUCAAUAAUAACGCUUAUAAGUGAUGUACAUAAAUUUAUAUGUAAAUUAGAAGUAGAUGAAACAAAUAUGUUUGACAUGAAAUUAUUAUUGCAAAAUUUAAUUGCAUACAAAGCAUAUGAUUCCUAUAUUAAUAAUGAGUAUAACAAAUAUAUAUCUUACAAAAAUUUUAAGAGAUUUCAUAAUAAUUAUUAUGAAAUCUUUGUAAAUAAUAAAGUAAUUAUAUCUGAAUAUUAUAUAUUUAACCAUAUUAUUUCUGAUAAAGAAGAAUAUAUAUGUGACUUGUGCACGUGUCCUUUGUCUUCUUUUAAUCAUAUUUUGCUACAUAUUAAAGAAAAAAGCCAUAGGUUAUUACAAGCUCUAACCAUAAAAGAACAUAAUGAAAUGAAUAAUGAAAGAAAGAAAAAAUUAAAUUGUGAUGAAAUACAAUAUACAGUUUCAAAUACAAGAAAGUGCAAAAUUUGCUCUUCAAUUUCAUGCAAUAAAGAUUGCUUAGAAUUGGUAAAACAAAAACUGCUAGACAAUAGAGUUAAAAAUUUGGAACUUAAUAUCUUUUUAUGUACAGUAUGUAAUCGUCAAAUGAUUUCAUUACAUAAUAUUUUCUUACAUACCAAAGGAAAAUCUCACAAGAACUUAUUUACAAAUCAAAAUGCAAAUUUAAAUACUUAUAAAAAUGGUACAAAUACAAAUACAAGCUCAAAUAAUACAAUAUGUACAGGUAUAAAUGAAAAUCAUAGCUCAAUUAAUGAUAUUUAUAAUGUAGGUAUAAAUAAAAGUGAUAGUGAGCAGUUUAAUAUUAAUAAUAUUGAUACAUUAACAGUAAAACUGAAUAAACUACCUAUUGAUAAUGAUCAAUGUGAUUCUGUUAUAACCGAAGAAGUAUGUGUGCAAAUUAUAAACAUUCUGCGUGACAAACAAAACUCAAUCAUAUGCAAACCAAAAGAAAAAUCUCUAAAAAUAUCAGAACGUUUAAAUAAACUGUAUACUAAAAAAUAUUUGAAAAUAGAAGAAAAAAUGUAUACUGUUCAAGAAAAAUUGAACAAUAUUAAAAUAAAUUUAAGAUUAAUUAUACCACAUGAUAGUACACACUUCUAUUGUUUAGCCUGUAAUAAAAAAGUUCUAAAAGAAUUAUAUCUUGUAUAUGAACACGUAUGCCUACAAGAACAUAAAAUGGAAGUUAAUCAAAUUAAGAAGGAUAUGAACUUUGAUAAACUAUCAGGUCAAUAUAUGAAGAAAAUAUCAAAAUAUGAAGUAAAAUGUUAUCCUUGUGAAAAUUUUGUUAAAAAUGAUACAUCUUACUUUAUGUCACAUAUUGAAAAAGAAUGUCACAGAAAAAAAUGUCACGAAUUUACCAAAGUUAUAGAUGCCAUUUUUGAUACUAUAUCACAAGAAGUUAAUAAUUUGUGGUAUAGUAUUCAGAAAUUUUGUUGUGCUUUAUGUUCAGAACGAUUUAAUUACAAAAUUGAAUUUGUAAAACAUAUCAAUAAACAACACAGUCCACUUUUAGAAGAUCAAGUAUUUGACUUUUGUAUUCCAUGUACUGUGUUAUGGUUGGGAAAGGAAGACUGUUAUACAAAGCAUUGUAAUGAUGAGUUACACAAAUAUUUAUUAAGAAGUAAAGAUUUUAUGGUUGAGGAUCUUCCUGAUAAUAUAAAAGAAAUUUUAAUGCAAGUUGAUAAAGUUUCUAAUGUUUUAUUCCAACAAUCACAAGAUUUAUCAAAUGACAAUGUUUUACAGGAAAUAACACAAUCUUUACAAAAUAGUUUGAAAUCUGAUUAUCCAACUAUUAAAGCAUUUGCAUUUGGCUCAAGGGUUGCUGGACUUGCAUUGCUAAAUAGUGACGUAGAUAUAUAUCUUGACUGUAGUAACACAUACAAUCAAGAAAUCAGGGAUGAUAAACUAGCAAAAUCUUAUCUUAGAACUAUUAAAGAAAGAUUACGUGAAGAUGAAUGGGAGAUAAAGGAAAUGGUGGAAGAAACGAGAACUCCUAUAAUAAAAUUAAUAUAUAAACGAAAUGGUUUACACUGUGAUAUUUGUACUACACACGGUCUUUCUGUUGAGAAUUCUAAACUAAUAAGAUCUUUCAAUGAUGCAUAUUUACCCUGUAGAAAGUUAAUAUUAUUUGUAAAAAAAUGGUUAUCUAAUUUUAAUUUACCUGGAAGACAUGGUUUAAUAAAUUAUGCCCUUAGUUGGCUUGUUAUAUUCUACUUACAAACAGAAUCUUAUUUUCCAAGUGUUGCCGAAUUAAUAGAAGAGAAAAAUAAUUCUAAACUUAUAUCCGGGUGGGAAACUGGUGUUGCCCAACCAAAAGUUAAUAAUAAAUCAAAGCAACCUAUUUCUACAUUAUUACUGGGUUUUUUUAAAUUUUAUGCAAAUUUUGAUUAUCAACAUUACAUUAUUUGUCCACUUAUGGGUCAAUGUGUAGCUAAAAAAGAUUUUACAGACAUAAAAAUGUUACCAGAAGAAAUGAAACCUUACAUUAACUAUCUAGAAACCUCACAAGAACCAGAAUAUUUUCGAAUUGAUUCUCCAUUGUGUGUGCAAGAUCCUUUUGAUUUGUCUCAUAAUUUAACAAAAGCUGUAACAAGUAUUACCUUAAAGUACUUCAAACAAUAUUGUAACGAUAGUUCAUCUUUCUUACUUUCUUUGACAAAAUAAUUUUAUCGAUAGCAUGUACUAUAAUUUUAUGAUUGACAAAAUUAAACUACCUCUAUCAAUGAAUUAAACGAAAAUUUUUCAGCGAAACAGUAUUAAAAAAGUUUGACAUAAGAAGUUAAUAUAGUAUUAUUGAGAUAUAUUUUUUUUACACACAAUAAUCCAUUAUUGAUAUAUAUUAUAGAUGACUGUACAUGAUGACUGUACAUUUUAUUUUAAUAUUUCUUUUAAAAUGCUAUAAUUGUUAACAAUCUUUCAAGAAAUUUGAUACUUUGAUGUAUUAUUUAAUUAUAUUGUAUUAUCAAUUAUUAUCUAUUGUAUUACCACUUACUAUUUUUUAUAACAUUGUAUGUUCAGUAUAUAUAUGAACAUUAUUUUUAUCUCGCGAACGAUCAAUUUUGUGAUCUAAUUUUAUGAAAAAAUAUUUACUUUGGUUUUUUAUCAACUUUACUUAUAUGAUUUUUGGAAUGUAAAACUUAAACUAUUAUUAUUAAAAUAAUCAUGUAUUUUAUUUUGGUCCAUUAAAAUUAUUCUACAAGGUAAUUGUAGCUUUUGUGUUGUUAUAUUUUAAUUAUGUAUUACAAGCAUUUGUGUUUCACUCUUUUGAAUUUUUAUCACAUUCACUUCCUAUGAUGUCUUGUUUCCAUAUAUAUUCUAUACUAUAUCCAUUUUUAGGUAUGCAUGAUCUUAUACAAGUAAAUAUUACUAAAAUUCCCCAAUCAAUACAUUUUAGUGGAUUUUCAAGUUCUAAGAAGUUCAAUAAUUGAGGCAUAAUCUAUAACAAACAAUCUUAUUAGUUACAUAUGCAACUUUUAUUUACAAAACGUUUUUUAUGUUACCUGAAAUUCAAACUGCCUCUCUCCAUUGCAUUCUGAACACCUUGGUAUUUCAUCAAUUUUACUCUCUCCUGAAAUGUAUAAAAUAUUGCCACCUCUAUCGUAUCUGCAAACAUGUAAAAUUUUUUAUAUUUAAUACUCUUCUUUUUUUUUCAAAAAACUUUCAAAAACUUUCAAGCAAGGAAAACAAUAUAAAAAAAUUUGAACCUUAAUAUUUGAUUUGGAUAUUUAUCAAUAGUUGAAAGGAAUUUGGAAAAUACUUUGUCUUCUUUCUGAUUAACCAUAUUUAACAAUUCAUUUUGUAUAUCUUCAUUUUGAAAACUUCCUGCUUCACCUUUCUGUACCAUUGCUUCAUACUUUUUAAUCUCUUCUUCUUCUUUGAUUAAAUCUGUAUUAUUUGCAUCUUCUUUGUCUUCCAUUUCUAUUACUAUUUCAUAUUCGGUUAACAAGAUUUCAGGCUUUUUUAUUACUGUUUUAUUACUGCUGCAAGUUUCUUUAUGUCCAUGCUUCCAGUCAUAUAUUUGAUGAGCACGACAACAAUAAUUAACAAUCUUACAUUUAGAACAAUGACUGGGUGCUAAUAUUCCACAGAUGUGACAUGUUUUUACCCACUUGUUUACGCCUAAAAUUAUUCACGUUGUUUCUUUACUGUUAUAGAUCAUUUAAAAAACAAAAAAAUUAUCUAUUUUUAAUGAUACAUACUAAUAUCAGUCCUCCAGUCAUUCUGUUCUACAGGAGGUUCGCUUGAAUAAAAUUCAUUUAUCCUCGGUAGUUGAGAACGAAAGACUUUUAAAUUUCCAUUAUCAUUCAAUUUUGAGCAUUCGACUUUUUUACAUAUAAAGAUAAAUAUCGUUCUAUGAAAGGCAUCUUCGUUAUCCUCGUAUGGUGCAUAGAUUUGACAUAAAAAGAUACAAGGUUCCCUGCAAUACUUGCACAGAAGAUCCUUUUCUCCGGGUAUAUUUUUUAAAUCAAGCCAGGCUGGUUUACCGCCGACUUUGCUUGGGAAAAAUCUGCUCUUUAAUUGCCAAGAUUCGCAUUUUUCCACGAAACCUAAGUCUACCGUCAUUUUCUGAAUAGUUUCCCAAUUAGACAAAUGCGAGUCGUAAAUUGUAAAAAUACGAAGUUUAUUGCUGACAGCUCGUAAUUGCAGACGCGUGUGAUUCCCUUUUUUAUUAUUUUAAAUCGUACCACGUAACUCAAUAAAAUGUUACUAUAAAUAUUAGUAACAUUUAGUAUUAUCUGUUACAAAUUCACUAUGAAUAGUGAAAAUUAUAAUAUCAUAUAGAAG